Messenger RNA from Quercus robur (English oak), 1362 nucleotides. RefSeq lists its product as uncharacterized. The transcript is spliced from 4 exons. Lineage: Eukaryota; Viridiplantae; Streptophyta; Magnoliopsida; Fagales; Fagaceae. Bases 1 to 1362 code for a protein of 453 amino acids. The record is from RefSeq and is a predicted model, not a curated record.
AUGCAAGACUUUCGGGACGUGAUUGAUGAAUGUGGGUUUCGAGACCUUGGUUACAUGGGGAGUAAAUUUACGUGGGCAAAGCACUAUUCGGAUGGAACUAUUAUUUGGGAACGUCUGGACAGAGCUCUUGGGACUGAAGACUGGGUGAGUUUGUUUCCUGCUUUCCAAAUGGUUCAUCUGGAAUGCGGGAUGUCCGACCACAAACUUGUCCAUAUUUAUCCUAUGGGAGUUCUGACAAGAAGACAGUGGCCAUGGCAUUUUGAGUGGAGUAAACAAUCUUUUUGUAAUAUAUCUCGGGCCCUCAUUGAGAAAAGAUCCUCUCUAAAAUCUGCAGAAGAGGCAACGCAGCUUGGAGGUGACUAUAAUCCAGUGUACACUAUCAAAAAGGAAAUCUCAAAAUUAUUACUUCUUGAGGAGCAGUUGUGGCACCAGAGGUCUCCUGCGCACUGGAUGAAGUCGAGUGAUAAGAAUACAGCUUUCUUCCACAGUAAAGUCUCACAAAGACUACGAAGGAAUAGGAUUGUUAGUCUUAGAAAUAAUGGAGUGUUAUGUACAGGUGAGGCAAAAGUUACGGGUUUGUUGGUCUCUUAUUUUAAGCAAUUGUUCACUUCAUCCCAACCAACAUACUUUGAGACAGUUUUGCAAGAAGUCCCACGGGUGGUCACUGCUAAAAUGAACUCCGCAUUGAUUGGUAAGUUUACAAGGGCAAAGGUUGAUAUGGCUUUGAAACAGAUGGCCCCCUUAAAGGCUCCGGGUCCUUACGAAAAAUACGAUCUAACUUAUAUUAUACUUAUAUUACCCUCAUCCUCAAAGUCAAAAGUCCUGAUAAGAGCUCAAUUGGGGGAUGUUCAAACCAUUCAAGCUCUUCUUGGUGUUUAUGAAAAAGAAUUGGGACAACAAAUCAAUAAAGAGAAGACGAACCUCUUCUUCAGUAAAUCAGUCUCCAAUGGUGAUAAAAUUGCAAUAAAAAACCUUCUUGGUGUAGCAGAAAUAAAGGAGUAUGAGAAAUACUUGGGGUUACCUGCGGUAGUUGGGAAGAAUAGAAGAGCAAGUUUGAAUUACAUCAAAGAAAGGGUUUGGGGGAAGCUUCAAGGGUGGAAGGAAAAGAUCCUUUCUCAAGCCGGUAAAGAUAUUUUGCUCAAAGCCAUGAUUCAAGCCAUCCCAACAUUUGCCAUGAGUUGUUUUAAACUACUUGUAGGUCUUUGUAAAGAUAUUGAGGUCAUGAUCCGGAAAUUUUGUGGGGGCAACGGGAUGAUCGUAGGAACAUACAUUGGAAAAAUUGGGAAACAUUGUGCAAAGCCAAGGAGGAUCCUAGGUUUUAAAGACCUAAGCAAAUUUAAUGCUGCAAUGUUGGCAAAAUAG